Molecule: messenger RNA, 2376 nt
Organism: Adineta steineri
Lineage: Eukaryota; Metazoa; Rotifera; Eurotatoria; Adinetida; Adinetidae
Source: the annotation of a GenBank genome assembly
AUGUCGAUAUUAUCUUCAUCUUAUCAAUUAAUACCCGUUGAAAAUAUUAUUAAAUCAAAUAUUCGUGUUGAUCAUAUUCCAGAUGAUUUAAUAAAUUUAAUUAAAACAUUAGUUCCACUUAAAUAUUUAGCAAUAUCAAAAUUAACCGAUGGAUCAUCUCUUAAUCGAAGUAUUGUGGAUAAACUUGCAUCAAAAAAUCAUAUGUUGAAUUUGUUAGAUUAUUAUGGUUAUAAACAAAAUAAUCAAGGUGAAUAUAUUUAUCAUUCAUCAACAUCUGGCAAUGAAAUUGAACGACGACGAAAUGGUGUAAAUGAGUUGGAAAAGUUCUUCACAGAUCUCAAAACUAUAACAAGCAGUUCCCCAGAUGAUUUAAAAAAAUUUAUCCAAGAUAGUAAUAUUAUCUCUGAUAAUUCUUCUGAAGAUAUAUCAGAAUCUAAAAGUAGAAAUUCACCAUCAGAUACAGGGUUGCUAUCGUCGCCACCAGGACAACAAGAAAUUGAAGAAGGCAAUGAAAAAACAUUAAGAACAAUUGAGGCAUUUAAGAAAGAUUUAGGAACAAAUUACAAUGCAUUUAUUUCACAUAGUUUCGUUCGUCGAAAAUUAGCAAUUUUGCUAUUAAAACAAAACAAGAAAAAUUCAAUCGAAAACGAUGAUGAAAAUUAUCUUGAACAAGUUAUUGAUCAACAUAUUAUCGCAUUGCAAUUUCUAGACAAACAGAGAGAUGUCUCUCGAACAGAUGAUGUCUAUAUAGAAUGUUUAAUUCGAUCGAAUUUUAAUGAAAAUCAAGCAUUAGAAAUAUUAAUUUCGAAACGACCAAAUUUAAUACCACUUGUUCAAACUCCAGUUAUAGAUGAACCUAGUACGACAUCAGUUGAUAACACAACAGAACAUUUAAAACUACAUUGGAGUCUCUUGAAUGAGUAUAAGAGUGAAAAUAACCCAACUGAACAAUUAUUACAUGAAACGGAUAAAUGGAAAAAUGGUAAACAUCUUGUACCAGCUAUUCAACAACUUCAUCAACAAUAUACUAAUGCAAAUGUUGAAGAUAUAUUUCUAUCGAAAAUAUAUCGUCUACUUUACUCUGAAUUAUCACAUACAAUUGGUCCUCAAAUAUCUGUUAAAAUUGAAAUGUUUGCAAGUAUUCUAUGUCAAUCAUCAUUAUCGGAAAGUAUUGAAAAUCUUGAUAUGGCAUCGAUUAAAAAUAUUUUAUGUUCAAGUAAUGAUCUACAUGAUGGUUUUGAAACUCAUGCAAUGAAUGCAUUAUCUAUGAUGUGCCCAAUAUGUACAAAUUCUUUCCCACAAACUCAAAUGGAAACUAUGUUUCUAUGUAAUCAUAAAUGUUGUUUAGAAUGUGCUAAAAGUCAUUACAAAAUUACGAUAAAUGAAAUUACAGAUUUUCAAUCGUUAAAUAAAUUAACAUGUUUUCAAGAAGCACAUGAAAUAAUAAAUGAAACAAAAGACAACUUUUUUGCAUAUUUAGAUUUAAAACUUCGUCAAUGGUUUCGUGAUGAACCAGAUAUUCUCGAAAGAUAUCAUCAUAACUCAUUUAUUGCAAACAGAGAUAAACAUACAAAACCAUGUGGUAGUCCGAAGUGUCCGAGUUAUUUUAUUGUUGACGAUAAUAAUCGCAUUGGUUUAAUUUAUUGUCCUGAUUGUGAAUUUGGUCAAUGUCGUCAAUGUAAUCGAAAAUGGCAUCCGGAACAUACUGAGAUGACAUGUGAAAAGUAUGAAGAAUGGUUAAUAAAUAACGACCCUGAUGAUCCAACUGUACAGGCAUAUAAAUAUUUGAGUGAAUCCGGCAUCAAAUGUCCAAAUGAAAAUUGUUCUGCCAUUUAUCAAUAUCAAGCAGGAGGCUGUGAACAUUUUACCUGUAAGCAAUGUCACACAGACUUUUGUCGAAUGUGUUCAGCAUUCUUCUAUUCACCUUCGAAAGAACCGAAAUGUCCCAAAGAUAAUUGUCUUUUAAUGAAUACCCUUCAUGCUCAUUGCUGUCCGAAUUGUUUCCGAGAAACUCGUAUUGGUGAUAUCAAUGCAAUUGUUAAAUUAUUAACUGAUCAUAGUAUAGAUGUAACAAAAGAACUUCAAGAUAAGUCAAUCUCCACUACUAAAAUAUGUCCUGUAGAAGAAUGUGGAAAGGCAACAUCAACAAUUUGUGAAGAUCGACUAUGCGAAAUGUGUUAUCGACAACUCCUUUGUUCUCUUAUUUGGCGUCAUCAGAUAGAACCAUGGGCAAUUUAUGAAGACAAUAAUCUUGCGCAAAUGCUUAGAAAAGCAUCAAUUGUUAUCCCAGAAAAUAUAACUCGUGAAAAUUUAAUACAAUUAUGUCAACAAAAUUUAAAUACUUCAUUGGGUAAACCAAAAAAACUAAAACCUUGA